AUGUCGAUGGCGUCUCUGCUUGAUGACGUCGAGAGCACGAGGUCGGACGGGCAAGGCCAAGCGAUGAGGACGACGAGGGGAGGAGAGGUGGUGGUGACCAACGAGGUUUACGGCAAGGACUUGCAUCUGACUGCUCGGUUGCGGAGUCACCGGCAAAAUUGGGCAGGGAAAUGCAAGAUCCGAAAGCGCUGUCACGGCAAUGCAAACGCAAAGUAUGGCGGACGCAGACAGUGGAGGAUGCGGAACGUGUCAAAGCACGCUGAGAGGAGAGAAGGGAGAAGAUGCGAGAUGUGUCGAACAGUGCAUAUGACAGAGCUGUUUGCGACUGAGAUCGCGGCGUCUUGCUAUCCGAUGGGAAAAUAUGGACAGCUCUCAUCUCACAAAGGGUUGCGAUGGUGCAAGAAACCGAAGAGGUACACAGAUCUUGAGUUUUCAGGACGAUCGAAGAGAGGUGUUGGCUGGACGAGCAGUGCAAGUCAUUCAAGAUUGCUGCAGUCCUGGCUGAAAUGUGAGCGUUAUGGGGGGCAACCAAUCCUGUCGGAGAGGUCGGUGUGCGCGAAAAUGUGUUCUCGCUUUAGCUUCCAUCAUCAUCUGCUUCCAUCUCUCCAUCAUCCUACACCUACACGUCAACUUCAAGAUCAUAUCGUCAAGAUGAAAGUGACUUCGAGUCUAGCUUCGAUGCUGGCACUGUCGAUGCUGAUUGCGGUCAGUGUCGAGAGCGCGCCUGUUUCAAAAGGUCAGUUGGACAUUUUGGUUCGAGGACUCGGUGAUGCUCCUCUUAUCGUUCUUGGAAAUUACCAGGACGGCAACGACAACCAGAGCGGAAAUGGCAACCAGCAGACGAGCGUUUCCAACACCAACGUCAAUGGUGACGGUAACUCGGUCACCUCCAACUCUGACGGCUCGACGCAGAGCCAAUCCCAGAACGCCAACCAAUCGAGUGGCUCAUCGACUGGACAAACCUCUCAGCAGCAGUCGCAGCAACAAUCGCAGACUUCGAACAACAACCAAGUUGCCAACUCGCAAGGUGCUCAGCAGCAGGCUCAACAGCAGGCACAGCAAGCUCAAUCGCAAUCGCAGGCGCAAAACUCGAACUCCGGUCAAGGAUCAUCCACCGGUCAGACUCAGAGUCAAUCGCAAAACAGCGUUCAGAAUGCCCUGCAACGACGAUGCAAAGAGUGGUAUUGA
Messenger RNA from Pseudozyma hubeiensis SY62, 1188 nucleotides. RefSeq lists its product as hypothetical. The transcript has 2 exons. The record is from RefSeq and is a predicted model, not a curated record. Lineage: Eukaryota; Fungi; Basidiomycota; Ustilaginomycetes; Ustilaginales; Ustilaginaceae. The coding region runs from base 1 to 1188 and encodes 395 amino acids.